Rhodotorula graminis WP1 is the source of this 3926-nucleotide messenger RNA. RefSeq lists its product as uncharacterized. Bases 1 to 3498 code for a protein of 1165 amino acids. Gene Ontology annotation, cellular component: site of polarized growth; plasma membrane; cell surface. The record is from RefSeq and is a predicted model, not a curated record. Lineage: Eukaryota; Fungi; Basidiomycota; Microbotryomycetes; Sporidiobolales; Sporidiobolaceae. Gene Ontology annotation, molecular function: osmosensor activity. The transcript is spliced from 4 exons. Gene Ontology annotation, biological process: fungal-type cell wall organization; establishment of cell polarity; signal transduction involved in filamentous growth.
AUGCGCUCGCCCGCCCUCGUCGCGGCGUGGGUGCUCCUCGCCGCCCCACUAGCGUUCGCCAACCCUCAAGAGCCGCCUCAGCCGACCCAGCUCGAGCGCCGUGCCCCCCUCGAGCCGUUCCAGCGCCCGAGGAGGCUCGGGUUCGCCGCCGCCGUCGUCGAGCGCUCGACCCCCCAGGGGGCCAGGCGGGCGCGUGGAUUCGGCCAGCAGGGGCACGAGGGUGCCCAGGUGGUCAAGCGGCAGUCGGUCGACCGCCUCAGCGAGGACAUCGACCUCGCCGAGCUCGCAGACGCCCUCCUCGCCAACGCGACCUCGUCCCUCAACGCGACCGACUCGUCGUCGACCUCGUCCGAGCCUGCCUCGACCUCGUCCCGCACUCGUUCGUCGACCGUCGUGGACGCGACCAGUACCGCGUCGCCCGUCUCGACCGAGGAGUCGCCGUCGACGGCCUCGAGCUCGUCGUUCGGCUCGUCCCCCGCCGCCGAGACGACGUCGGACGCGCCGAGUACCGCCGCAGCCGCCGACAGUGACACGACGAGCACGGUUCGCACCUCGGCCACCGACGAGCCGACCACAUCGUCCGCCGAGCCCUCGGCAUCGACCCCGAGUCGCCGCGAGGUCGUCUCGUCCAUUCGGGCGGCGCGCGCGUCCUCCGCUGCGGCCGCCGACGACGCGUUCUCGUCCGCCAUUGUCGAGUCGUCCACGGUCGAGCCGACGACCUCGAGUGCCGCUCCCGCGUCGAGCAGCAGCGCCUCGUCGUCGACCGGCGGCUUCCUCGGCAACCUCGUGUCGAGCCUCGUCGGCGGCUCGUCGUCCUCCGCCCCCAGCUCGACGUCCUCCUCCUCCUCGACUAUCGCCUCGUCCUCGCCUGCCCCCUCGUCGGCCGACGCGUCGACAUCGGCGAGCCCGGUCGCCGAGUCGAGCUCUGCCCCGGCGUCGUCGAGCUCGGUGCAGGCCUCCUCUGACGCCCCGGCCGACAGCGCCUCGUCGUCCGCGGCUGCCGACGUGUCGUCGAGUGCACAAAUCGAAGGACCCGCCUCGGGCGCAACCUCGAGCGCGCCCUCGAGCGUCACGGUCGCGCCCAUCGGCGCGACCACGUCGGCCGAGGCGAGCAGCGCGGCAGCCUCGUCCAGCACCGGGAGCUUCGGCGGCAUCCUGAGCCAGCUCGACGACAUUUUCGGCACGAAGAGCGCCGCCAACUCGACCGUCGCGCCCGCCACCACCGCCGCCGCCUCGAGCAUCGACGAGCCGAGCGCGAGCGUCACCUCGACCCGUCGGGCGUCGUCGUUGGCCACCGACGAGGCGACCGCGACGGCGUCGGCCACGAGCGUGUCGGUGCCCGUCAUCACGUCGGCGGCGCAGGCCUCGUCGACCAUCGAUGUGUCGGUCGCACCGUCGGCCUCGGCGUCGAGCGCGUCGGGCAUCCUCGGCAACCUCACCGCCGUCGUCCCCGUCCUCACGCCGUCCUCGACCGCCUCGACCGCCGACACGACCACGAUCCGCGCCCCGAUCGAGUCCGAGCCGGCCGCGGUCGGCAACUCGACUGCGACUGCGCGCCCGACGAGCUCGUCGGGCCCCGAGGUCGUCGUGCCGACGAGUCGCUUGAACGAGACGGCGUCCGUCCUGCCGACCUCGUCGCCGAUCGUCUCGACCCGCAUUCCUGUCGCGCCUGCGUCGUCCUCGGUCGUCGCCGAGCCCACCUACCUGGCCAACAACGCGACGAGCAGCCCGCCGGCGAGCCCUGUCCCGAGCUCGAGCGAGGUCGACUCGUCGUCGGCACCGUCUUUCUCGGCGGGUGCCGGCAACGCGACCGCCCCGGCGACGCGCUCGUCGGCCUCGACGCCGCUCAUGACGGCAUCGGCGACAUCGAGCCCCGCCGCUGCCGGCAACAGCACCGCCGUCGUGCCCAUCCCGGGCGCGUCGUCGAGCUCUGCCGCGCCGGUCGCCCCGCUCCCGUCGGGCAACGCGACAGUGUCGCAGAGCGCCGCCGUCCCCAUCGCGACGGGCAACUCGACGUCGUCGAGCGGUCCGCUGUCGUCGUUGAGCGCGGUCCCGACGGGCUCGUCGAACGCGACGUCGUCAGCCGCCGCCGCCGCCAGCUCGUCCUACUCGGCCUCGGCGUCGGGCUCUGCGUCGUCGUUGUCGUCGUCGUCGGUCUCGGCGAGCUCGUCGAGCAUCAACAGCGAGUACGAGUGGGUCCCGACCUCGACCCUCGUCAUCGCCCAGCCCUCGUCGUCGAGCUCGUCCCAGUCGGGUUCGGCCACCGACUCGUCGUCGGGCUCUUUCACGACCACCGCGCCCGACUCGAGUGCGCUCCAGCAGGGCGCGUCGACGUCGAUGGUGAGCGGCAAGCCGUCGGUUACGAUCACGUCGCAGGUCGCGUUCCCGAGCGACAUGCCGUCGCGCAUCGUACCCGGCGACGACAGCUCGUCGUCGUCGUCGUCGUCGUCGGGCGACGGCUCGUCGACCCAGGUGUCGCAGGCGGCGGCCGACACAGUGCCCGUCUCGACCAUCUCGAUCCUGCUCGACGACAGCAUGCCCUGGUCGUGGGUCGUCGAGAACUCGGACGCGUCGGGCCAGAUCUUCUACUACGUCCCGAUCGUCGUCACGCAGGCGCUCAACGUGUCGCUCAGCACGCUCGAGACGAUCGCGCUCCAGGCGUACCAGACGACCGACGCGACGGGCGCGAGCACGAUCCGCACCGUCUUCCUCGGGUCGCUCCCGACGAGCUACGUCGACGCGCUCAGCGCCAUGAUCCGGACCCCGUCGUCGCCGAUCUACACGCAGGACGGCCUCCCCGGCCAGCUCGCGCAAACGUUCGUGUCGUCGUUCGCCGUCACGUCGUUUGCGUCUGAGUCGGGCUCGGACGACGGCGACUCGGGCUCAGCCUCGUCGGCCGACGGCACGUCGACGAGGCGCACGUCCAAGGACGGUGGCAGCAGCGACAAGAGCAAGACGAUCAUCAUCGCCGUCGUCGUCACGGGCGGCGUCCUCCUCAUCGCCAUCGCCGGCUACCUCGCGUUCCGCGCCACCAAGUCGGGCGCGAUCGCCCUCUCGUCGAGCCCGCGCCUCGGCCGCAACGAGCGCGACCUGCCGCGCGACAUGGCCCAGGCGCCGGGCAGCGGCGCGAGCCCGACCGGCCUGCGCGGGUUCUACCUCAACCAGGGCACGUACCGCGGCCGCAGCGGCAGCAUCUCGACGACGUCGACGGCCUCGACGGGCGACUUCUCGUCGCCGUUCGGCUCGCCGCGAGCGGGCGCGCACCACGCCCCGGCGGGCUCGACCGACGACCGCCGCUCGUCGUGGUGGCGCUUCUCGGACUCGUCGUCUGGGCACGGUCACGGCGGAUCGCCGCCGAUCGGGCUCGCGCUCGGCGGCACCGACACGUACCGCGAGGGCCCGAGGCGCGUCCAGAUCCACCGUGGGCCAGACGGCGCCGUCGCACCGGGCUUGAUCGGCAGACCUGUCCAGCAGAGCAACUCGCUCAUGCUCGACUGAGCGUCGUCGUCGCCGCGCCCCUUUCCCCUUUCCUCGGGCCUCGCCCUCCUCCUCUCUUGCAUGCAGUACCCCUCUUGGCCCUCGCGCCGCCCUGGCUUCGUAUUCGGCCCCCCUUCUACCCUUAGCCACGGACGCUUGCCCCCGACCACCUGUCUCGACGAUACCCCUUCUCCCUCGCGGCCUUUCUUCGCCCUCCCGCCCUCUCCUCGUACCAGAUGCCCCUCACGCUCGUUCGCCUCGCCUCGCCUCUUCCUCGUCGUCGCCCCUUUGUCUCGUUCUUCCCCCUCCCUCGUCCACCUCGACUCGCGGGGCUGGACCUCGACGAGCGUCGCUCUCUCCCUCUCUCCUCGCCGUUCGACCCUUUUCUAGCUCUCCCUUUUCCGCGAGGUCGGGACUCGGCGGUACGCAAUGCACUGCUGGGCACAACU